Colletotrichum karsti is the source of this 1935-nucleotide messenger RNA. RefSeq lists its product as uncharacterized. Gene Ontology annotation, cellular component: nucleus. The transcript has a single exon. NCBI's taxonomy places the organism in Eukaryota, Fungi, Ascomycota, Sordariomycetes, Glomerellales, Glomerellaceae. Gene Ontology annotation, biological process: DNA-templated transcription. Gene Ontology annotation, molecular function: zinc ion binding; DNA binding. The record is from RefSeq and is a predicted model, not a curated record.
CUGCCCUUCUUACAUACACCAACUCUCAAGAACAGGAUAUACGACCUGACUGCCCGUCAAAAGCCGGUGGCAUUUGAUGCACAACUUGUCCUUCUCGGCCUUCUAGCUCUGACGGCGAGGUACCACCCUGAGCUUCUGAACGACGUCAAGUCUACCCCCGAAGACUUGUCCAUUGACUCAAACAUCUGCUCUGGAGACGUACCCGAAGUUUUCGCCAGAGCUUUGGACAAAUCAUUGGGCUCGUUUGUGUCAGCAACCUCUAUCGGAUCAGUUGAGCGAGUGCAGGCCUUGUUGAUCCUCGGCCUCUACGAAUGGAUUUCGCUAAACCAUGAAGGUCUUCGAGCCUGGAUGUUGGUUGGUGCCGCAGGUCGCAUGGCUCAGGCGCUCAAACUUGGACACGAAACCAAGAACAGCAGUUCUGGCAGUUCCGCUCAUCGAAUCGGCGCGGCUUCGGAAGAGUUCAUCAUCAAUCACGAGAUCAGGCGACGAACGAUGUACAGCUGUUUCAUUUUCGAUCGACUAAUCUCCUGCGGAAAAGAACGCCCCUCGCUCAUCCGCUCGGAAGAUCUUCAGAUUCAUCUCCCCUGCUCCAAGGAGAACUUCGAUCUCAGCCGUCAGGUCACCACUGCUUUCUUUACAGAUGAUACCCUAUCGGCACCGCAUCGAAAAAUCAGCAUACUUGGCCAUUUUGUGCAUCUAGUUAAUCUCUGGGGCCGAAUAUCACAUUACACCAACGCAGGGGGAAGAUUUCUGGACAAACGACGACCUCCUUGGGAUCGCGAAUCGAUGUUCUUCCGGCUUCGCCAAGAUAUCGACUCCUUCAGCAGUGACCUUGAGGUGUCCGGCGUAUUUCUCAACUUCAGCCCCUCGAACUACUUUCGCCACGAAGGGACAUCCAACACUUACAUCCUACUGCAUCUGCUGAUGGCUCUUUGCAAGAUAAUGCUACAUCGACAAUACCUCCCCUUCAUUCCCAUCAAGUGCUCGAGACCGGAUGGUCCGUUAGAUGAGCCCACGUUUCCAUCAGAAGACGUGCCCGAUGGAUUUUGGAUAGAAAGCGCCCGCGAGCUUUUCAAAUCAAGCAAAACGGUGUCUGAUAUAAUCGAGCUCUCUCAAGACAAACUCCCACACUCCCCGCUUGUCGCUUUCGUCAUCUAUACUGCUUCGUUCACCGGAAUAUAUGCGUGGUAUUUUCCACAAAUGGAUACCGAAGGCUAUUUGGCAAGUCGGCACGGCGAGCAGGAACAUUCCACUGAAGCGCGAUCCAUAGAUGCAGUCUCGGGUCCAACGAGACUAAUGUUUGACGCCCUGUCAGAGCUUGCCAAAUACUCGGGUGUAGCAUCGGCUUUUGUCUCGAGAUACAACGAGGUGGACCAGUACUUUCAUUCCAUGGUUCAGGACUACCACCGUAACUUGAGAAAUCGCAUGAUAUCUCAGCUAACCGGGGAAAAGCUGGGUGUACGUAUGGGCGGCGACACUGGGGGUCUUGAGGAGUGGGUCCUCAAAUCGGACAGAAUGGUGAGCAACAGCUCCAUCAUCAAAGAAGACGACAACCCGGAGCACAUCCCGCCAGUUGGGAGUGGAAAUGAGAACACGGACUCGAGGAUGCAAAGUAGUCAUCGAGACAGCAGAUGCGAGGAUCUGAACACGCGAAUUCGAACGCCACCUCGGGAAGCGUGGACAUCUUUUGGGCCCAACGACCCUAUCGGCUCCGCAGGAACCCGGAACGAAUUGCCUCCGCGUAACGAGAGAUUUGUUGAGACAGGCGGGCAUAUGCAGUCUCCCCCAUUAUCAUCUGCUCCUUCUCAUGUCACGGGCGCUGACCCUGGGCUCUGGGAUGGCGGCGACGAGUGGAGUUGGGCGUUUCUUCAUGACAUGUACUUGGGCAGUGUGGCUAUCGACUCUGGAAAUGGAUUUCCGGACCCUUCUUCAUGA